AUGCCAGCCGCAGCUAUCAUGAACUUUCUUACACCGACAAACCACCAACAACUCCCCCCGCCAAACAAACCAGCAGCAAAUCCUGACGCCGCAGUCUGGGAAUCAGCAAUCCUCGCACUACGCCGACAAAGCAGCAUUCCACUCUUGGACAAAAAGGUGCAAACAUGGCGCGACGGGUUUGAAGAGGCAGAGUACCGGGACGUCCACCAUCUCGUCCAGGAGCACCGCUUACCACGGGACGCAACACGGCAAAUCCAAAGCUGGCUACGGGAGGCCCGUACGUUGGAGACCGAGGCAAAGAAUUGCGGACAUAAACCUACAAGGAUCUUGUACGCUGGUAUUGUGCAGGACUGCGAGGCGGAACUGCAUUGUCUUCGGAACCAGUUCGUCAUCAAGACGUUUCGGUUUGAGCGUAUUCCGCAUAACCUUGCGAAAUUACGGCGAUGGAUUGGUCGUAGCGAGGAGAAUCCAGCAACAAGUACCACGGGAGUUUCUCUAAAUACUGCCACGAUUGAAAACAAACCGUUAGGAAGGACCAUAUCGCUUCCAUCCCUCGGCAAACCGCGACCGCUCAGCCUUGAGCUCGUAAGGGGAGCCAUGGAAAUACCAGACGAGAUCGACGGCCCGGGCGCAAUGAACGACGAGAACGAAGAACAAGAAGAGGAGAAAACAAAGAAGACGGAAGAUUACACCUGCUCUGACCAAGAGUGGGCUCAUUGUCUGGAAGACUGGAGUCGACGCCAAGAAGACUGGGCUCAACAACAGGAAGACUGGGCUCGCCGCGAGGAGGAGCAGGAGAGCCAGCGGCUGCAGCUGGCGAUGAGAUACAAGUACCCGGUCAACAUGCGCAGAGCCAAAACACAGUACUUGCGGGCCAUGGAGAGGCAGGAGUGGGAGCAGGAGAAGGGGGUGUGCGACUUUGCUGGUCAUGAUCGUUUCUCGUGGGCCUCGGUGUAG
Messenger RNA from Colletotrichum costaricense, 957 nucleotides. RefSeq lists its product as uncharacterized. The transcript has a single exon. The record is from RefSeq and is a predicted model, not a curated record. Lineage: Eukaryota; Fungi; Ascomycota; Sordariomycetes; Glomerellales; Glomerellaceae. Bases 1 to 957 code for a protein of 318 amino acids.